Molecule: messenger RNA, 2433 nt
Organism: Plasmodium coatneyi
Lineage: Eukaryota; Apicomplexa; Aconoidasida; Haemosporida; Plasmodiidae
Exons: 1
Coding region: 1-2433 (810 amino acids)
Cellular component (GO): cytoplasm
Source: RefSeq, a predicted model, not a curated record
AUGUUCUCGAGCGAGCUGAACGGAAAAGACGUGUGCGGGCCGGGUUCUGAACAGAGGUAUGAAGUGCAACUCGGAGAAGCGCGAAGAGAAGAGGUACGUAAGGAUGAAGCACAAGGUGGGGAAACUAGAUCCGAUGAGGCGUCCAGUCUGGACGAUGGGGAAGGAGAUUCCCCAAUGAGGGAUGUCAACUGCAUGGAGGGGGUCAAAAGAAGAUACGCGAAAAAAAAGAAAAAGAAAGAAUCCAUUUUUUUUCCAUUCCUGAGUGAGAAGUCAUCGAAGAAGAAGGACUGGCUUGCUGGAAAUGUCAUAUCUAUUUUUGCGUUUUUUCUAUUGUUGUAUAUCGUAAGGAAGGGAAUUAACACUCUGCAGGAAGUAUCAACCGACGGGGGUAACUAUGCCGAAAACGAUUUUACAAAUAGUGGGAGAAAGGGGGGGUCCUCCUUGAAGCCCUAUUUCAGCAGAAACGGAGAUAGCGAAAAUUUCCCCUUUGAGGACGACGAGUUUAUUUACAUCCCCAACAGGAAGAGCGACAACACGAUACGUUUAAAGAAUGUUGCAGGGACCGAAAUUAUAGACAACAAUUUUCUAAGCGUGUAUUCAGAAAACAUGAAGUAUUUAAGACAGACAAGUUUGAAUUAUUCCCUUCAUCAGAGAGCGCUAUCCACAGAAUGUUACGUCUAUUUUAGGAGUUUUUUAAAGCAAGCUAUUUCCCCACACAGCUUAACCAAAGCGAUUAAGAUCGACAAGGAGUAUAUCUACCCAUGGGAUGUGAUCACGCAAGAGGAUGUAGAGAAAAUUAUCGAAAAUGCAAAAUUUUAUGGGUUCUUAUUUACGUGGUUUAAAAAUCAUCGAAAGGCACAGAAGGUAGAUAGAGUGACUUUGAAAAGGGAAAUGCCUGUUUUGUCUCCUCGAUUUGUACAGAGGCCAGAUAUAUACACACACUUCUUUAAAAAUAACAAUGUGAAGGAGCCUAAUUUUUAUGGUAUUCACUACACGUGGUUAGGUCAUGCGACAGGAUUGGUUGUAGUUGAUGGGUUCAAAAUAUUAGUAGAUCCCGUUUUUAAAAUUGAGUUGUUAAGUUUGAAGGGAAUAACCAGAUCCCUCAUUAAUUGGGCAAAUGUAAAAAUCAUGGGAGGGUUAGGAGAAAGGAUAACAAGAUCCCCAUGUAACAUAUCGAAUUUGCCUGACGAUUUACAUGCGGUGUUCGUUUCGCAUAACCACAAUGAUCACAUUAUGGAGGAGGACGUUCGAAUAUUAUGUAAGCUAAAAAAAUUCCAGCAUGUGUUGUGGUAUGUGCCAGAAGGUACAGCUAGUUUUUUCAUAGAAGAAGGUUGUAAAGCGGCCAAAAUUUUUGAGAUGUCCUGGGGUGAUGAAAGAUGGGUUUCCUGCUGGAUUUCUCACAAACAAUUCAAGUGUAAGGAUGGCAUUUGGAACAGUAAAAGUGCAGAAAAGGAAGUAUUCAAAUAUAAGAUAAUUUAUGCUCCUACGUUGCAUUGGUCAGGUAGGAAGGAUAAUCUUAGUGACAUUAAUCACUCUCUUUGGGGGUCGUUAAUAUUGAAGGGACCAAAGCAUCGAUUUUAUUUUUCCGGUGAUACGGCCUACUUGAAAGAAAACUUUGAAGAAUUUAAAAAAAUCGGACGGCUACAUGGGCCAUUUCAUCUAGCCGCAAUUGCCAUUGGAGCGUAUGAACCGAAUAACUCCUUGAAAUAUCACCAUGUGCAUCCAUGGGAAUCGGUAAAAAUAUGGAGGGACAUAAAAGCAGAAAUGGCCAUUGGAGUUCAUUGGGGGACGUUCCGAUUAUCAGCUGAGGAGUUUAUGCAACCUAGGGAUGAGUUAGAAGCAGCCCUGUUGGGUGUCGGUCUGCACACCUUACGUAAUUCUAUCUUACCAUUCGAGAAGAGAAAAAUGGAGAUAUUGAAAAAGUAUUCCCUUAAGAAUGAAGAUGAGGAAGAAGACGAAACGGAUGACCUGGAGGAUCUGAAGGAGUAUUUUUAUCCCCCCACAGAGGAAAACGCACAUGAGUACACAGAUAGUUUCCAUUCACUUUUUGCAAAAAAUAUGAACCUCUUCUAUAGUGACAUUGAUAAAAAUUAUGUUAAGCAUAUGUACCAACAGAAGAGGCUAUACGGAUCUACGUAUAACAGAUAUAAGAGAGCUCUGUUUUUGCGCAAUUCGAAGAAGCUUCCAAAAAGCUGGAAGAAGUUGCUCCUAAAUUUGUCUAUACGCUUUCAAACCAUCCCCAUUGGGGGAUCUAUGGAGGUUAUUUCGAAGGAGGACAACACCAUAUCGAUGACGAGGUCCACUGAAUAUAAUGCCAUGCAGUACGAGCACUACACCUUUCCCAAGUGGUACAACGACAAGGAGAAGGAGGAGACCCUCAGUCAGAACUCCCUUUCGCUGGAGGAUCUCAUGGACUUCCACAUAGUCAGUUAG